Scatophagus argus is the source of this 1063-nucleotide messenger RNA. It is a transcript of the gene rangrf, whose product is annotated as RAN guanine nucleotide release factor. Gene Ontology annotation, molecular function: small GTPase binding; transmembrane transporter binding; sodium channel regulator activity. NCBI's taxonomy places the organism in Eukaryota, Metazoa, Chordata, Actinopteri, Scatophagidae. Gene Ontology annotation, biological process: regulation of membrane depolarization; protein import into nucleus; regulation of sodium ion transmembrane transporter activity. The record is from RefSeq and is a predicted model, not a curated record. The coding region runs from base 198 to 785 and encodes 195 amino acids. The transcript has 2 exons. Gene Ontology annotation, cellular component: nucleus.
UAUUCCACAGCUGUCCUUUUAGCGUGUAUAUAUGCUUCGCCUGUAGAUGGCAACAGUGUGUCUGACACGCAUUGAGCAGGACUAAAAUUAGACGACAAGAAGAAUAAACUUUCACCGGAAGUAAGCGUUCCAUUACUUGGUAGUUUAAAACAGGCUCUGUGUUCUUUGCUGUUUCUCCAGAGCUGCGCAGUCUUGACAUGGAUAUGCAGGCUGCUGGAGGCAGCGCUGCUCAGACUCACCCUCUGUUUGGAGGAGCGCUUUCAGCCGUCCUCCCUUACACCGCCACAGACAUCAGUGAGCUGAGGGAGAUUCCGGACAACCAGGAGGUGUUUGUUCACACAAACACCGACCAGAGCCUGAUCGUGGAACUGGUGGAGUACCAGGGACAAGUGGCAGACCAAGACGCUGCCAGGUAUCACUUUGAAGACAUAGCAGGCAGCAACAAGGCUUUAGGCCCAGGUGCGUUUGAAGUGACCAGUGUUAUGCCCCUGUCCAAGUCUGAGCUGUCCCUGUCAGACUGCAGCUCUGCCUGGAUGCUGACUGGGACACAGUGUGUAUCCAAGUUCAACGAAGAAGCAAGGAAUAUAGUGACCCUUCACCUGGGUCUGUUCCGUUUGCCACAGUUUUCCACAGAUGUCCUGAUAACCUUCAAUGACCCACAGAGGAUCAGCCCUGACAGCAGUAGUGCUGCUUCGGCUGGGACACUCAGGGAGCCAUGGACAAUGUACGACUUCCAGCGCUUGUUGCAGACUCUGACUCUGCACAACCCAGGACUGUUUGGGUAGAACACUGGCUGUCUCAGAGUGGGACCUCACCUAAUUACGGAUUUAGCCUCAGGCCUUACAAAAAUCUGGUCUGCCGCAUGCUGUGGCUUUCAACCCCAAAUUCUUGAAAGCACUUCCUUUAAGUGAUGGUCCUGUCCCAGCCAUCACACAUAAAAAUUAAUGUUCUGUCCUGCAUUUGACGUUGACUUUGUUCUGACAGUUAAAUUGAACAGAAACCAAAUAUUGCAUGAUGUGAAGAAAGUGUUGUUGUAAUAAAUAUUUUGGAUGACAAAUCUUAA